Cucurbita moschata (crookneck pumpkin) is the source of this 1412-nucleotide messenger RNA. RefSeq lists its product as uncharacterized. Bases 160 to 1137 code for a protein of 325 amino acids. The transcript has 9 exons. The record is from RefSeq and is a predicted model, not a curated record. NCBI's taxonomy places the organism in Eukaryota, Viridiplantae, Streptophyta, Magnoliopsida, Cucurbitales, Cucurbitaceae.
CCGAAGAUCUAAGAUCGAGUGAGUGUUCGCUAUUCGAUCGCUGUUUCGAAGAGAAUCACCGUGAUAAACCCUUUCAAUUGCACCAUCCACUGUACAGGAGCGACGAACAGGAAGGGUUAAUCAAAUCUACUUCGGCGUUGAUUUCUCUGAAACAGAGAGAUGAAGAAGGUGGACGUGCCCAAGCUGGGUUUGCUUCUUGUUGUUCUCCUGGUGGCAGCGACAUUUGAACCUAGCUCAUCUUUGCCAUCCACUGUUCCUGCAUUCCUCUGGUCUCCUCAUCAUCACCAUGGGUUUUCAAACAACAUGAUCGAAAAAUCUGUUGAUUACCAGACCAUUUCUCCACAGGAGCUGGCAAAGUCUGUUCUGUAUGAAGGGGGCUGGUCAAAAUUUCUGUGCUCAAGAAAGAAUGUAGAGCAGCAUGUGGAUCUUGCAAUAGUCUUUGUUGGUUCAGAGUUGCAAUCAGAUUUUAUGUUGAGCAGGCACGUGGAUCCAAACCUUAAGGACUUACUGAAGGUCUCUUUCUCAAGGUCUAACUUCUCCUUGGCAUUUCCUUAUGUGGCUGCACCAGAAAGCGGGACGAUUGAAAAUUCAUUGAUCUCAGAGUUCAAAAAAUCGUGUGGGCAUGAUCUUGGAAUCAGCAAUAGUGCCUUCCAUGAGUUGUGCUCCAUUGAGGAUGAAUCGUUCCAGAGACUUCCCCUGCAGCAUUCAAUUAAUGAUUAUAUGGUUUCAAGAAUGGAAAAGAAGCCAAAGGGAGAGACAGAUUUGGUAGUUUUCUGUCAUGGAGGUUCCAAUUCACCUAAAGAAGUUAAUUCAUGGGCUUCUGAAAGCAAAGCUUUGUUGGAGAUAAUGACUUCUGCAGAGCAUGUUGGGUCAAAGUAUGAAAUUCUCUAUGUAUCGGAUCCCUUUCGGUCCAUUCGCCAUACUUCUAUGAAGCUUGAAAGAUUUCUUGCUGAGGGUUCCUCUGGAAAUGGAUCAACUAAAUCAGCAAAUUUCUGUGAUGAAGUCUGCCAAAUUAAAUCAUCUCUUCUCGAGGGCCUCUUUGUUGGGAUCGUGUUGCUCAUAAUCCUAAUAUCAGGCCUUUGCUGUAUGAUGGGUAUUGACACCCCAACGAGAUUUGAGACACCUCAAGACUCCUAAAAAUCUCGUUCCUCAUUGUAUGGAGAGUAGUUGAGCAAUUGUUUUUGGUGAUGUAUCCUCGCAGGGAGAUAGCCGAUGAUGCCAUUAAUUUGUCAUAAUAGAUUUUAUGGUAUUUUUUUUGUUGUUAUUCCCGUUUUCCUGUGGCAUGGUUGUCUGCUAUGUCCCACCAGCUGCUGCUGCUGUUAUGUAUGAGUACUGAAGCUUUCUGGUUUUCCCUUAUAUUCUUAUGUGAUUUCAUUGUAAGCAAGGAGAAAAUAAAUGUGUUAUUCCCAUCA